Messenger RNA from Desarmillaria tabescens, 2271 nucleotides. RefSeq lists its product as uncharacterized. The record is from RefSeq and is a predicted model, not a curated record. The transcript has 17 exons. Bases 1 to 1773 code for a protein of 590 amino acids. Lineage: Eukaryota; Fungi; Basidiomycota; Agaricomycetes; Agaricales; Physalacriaceae.
AUGUCGAAAGAUUACAAAAGUGUAAUGUCCCCAGUAGGAAUUACUGUUGACAUGGACGGAUCGGAGUACCCACCAGUGGGAGGAAAAUUUAUGUUAUGGGUUCGAGGAGUAGGGUCCAGUCAGAUUCAAAGAUGGAAAGAGCCAACCGAUGGAGGUAUCACUGCGGACAAGUACGGUCGCUGGAGCACAGAUAGAAUGGAAUUAAUCGAUGAAGCCGACUGGGAUGCUCCAUCCAUCAUCGGAAGCCACCUGGCUUACCGGACUAUUCUUAAGCAUGUGAAAUCCUUUAAGCACUCAUCAGAUCACAUUACACUACGCAAACCCGAGGACUUUUCAAAGAUCUCCGUGGCGGGAGGUGUAGAGAUCGGUGGGAUCAUGAACUGUUCAAGGGCCUCGUCGGUGAAGCCCAUCAAUGGUAUCGAGAUAUCGGCGGUAGGUCCACCGACGCGUAAGGAGAAGGAGAAGAUAAUAAAGAACAGGUAUGAGAAGACGCCAGCUGCCAACACUCGAGACCAAGACCAAUUUUCUCGCGAUGGACGCGCAAAAGAAAUAGACGUGAACUUUGCCUGCAUGGACUCUGGAGGUGGAGAUGAGAACUGUGCUCAUAGUGCGAGUUCUUGCAGUUUGUGUCUUCCGCAUCACUCUCCCCCUCACGCUAAGGAAACUGUUACCGAUCCCGACGACUGGCGCGAAGGGAAGGAAUGUGUCGAAAAGGUGACAAGAGUGCACUCGGGAUGGUAUCUGCUUGUUCAGGAGGAGGGUAAGAGAAGACACGGAAGCCUCCUCCGCUACCAUCAGUUUUCAUUCUCGCCCUCGCUGUUCAGCAUGGCUUUAUGCCUGCAACACAUCUAUCGUUCCUCUUCCAUGCCUCUCACCUACGCCAAUAAUCACGACCUCUCAACGCCUUACGACAGACUCUUUUAUCAAAGUUUUGCUACCGGUAUCCAGGUUGAGCUCGAUCAGUGUAUCGAUCGGAACGAGUUUGCAGGGGUGUUGAAGGCAUCUUCUUGCACUCAUGGCAGGCUAUCCAGGCUUUUUUUCGACGUCUCAAAAACCCUCAGCACCGUUCCCUUAGCUCUCGGAACGGUCCUUCUCGACAUCUUCGACGACUUGUUGUUUGAUGCGCCCCAAUUUUUGCAUGACGGUGAUGAACGCAUAUCUACUCGAUUGCAGGGGAUAGCGCUAUGUUCAUGUCUGAAACACACGUAUAUUGAUGAGAUCGCAAGACUCUUCUGUGGACCUCGGAAGACUCUCCAGUGGCUUAAACACUGGCGAAGGGGCAUUUUUGGUAUAGGCAAAGGGUCCGUCAGCGUCUUUGUUGGAGAUGACUGUACAGAAGACGUGGUUGUUGAGGCUUACGCAACAGACAACGUCGAUGAAAAGGAUUCGGCAGACCUGGCUGACAUGUUUGACGUGGGGUCUACCGGAUUUACAGGAAAGAAGGGAAUCAAGCGAUAUCCAGGGGCAAAUGAAGCCUGCUACGAGAAGGCCGGAAAGAAUCAAACCCUGGUUUUCGUAAAAACAGUGAAAUUCGUGGUCUCCUUCCUUGUUUUGUUUCGUGCAAAUGCCUCGCUCGCCGGGUUUGUACGCGUUGGUAUCAAUUAUCAGGACGUCGAGGCCGAAGCCAUCACCGCAUACGCACCUACAAAACCUGUCAUCAACAUUGUUCCCUCACGGAGACAAUGCCACCUCGCAUACACUGCGGUCAAUGAUAAACCAGACAGGCUCCAUAACUUCGAGGUCGCAGGUUCAUCUUGGUCAUUUGCGGGAUGAAGGAAUGAAGGAGACAUUGAAAGGGGUAUUGGUUAUUUCCACGAGGCUAUGGAUAAGCAGAACGAGCACAUUGACCAACGUGUGUUUGAGAAUGGAGCUGUUCAAGUGUUCGUUCGACGCGGCAUGGUCGAUUCCGGUUGCUAGCGACAUGGCCAUCAUCAUGGGCAUGCAGUACUACGAAGGAAAGGAGCAUUGAUAUGUCAACUACCUCAUCAUGGAUGUUUUGCAAACAAUGGGUCGAGAGACGACGAAACAUGCCCUCAUGUGUCAACAGGCGAGGAAGAACUUUUACAAGAGAUUCUUGGUGGAGUCUUCCCAUUGAGAAGCAUCUUCUUGUUCAUUUGCUGCGUGACUACUUCCGGGCGGAGAUUGCAGCGAGAACUAUCAAGACGAAGCAAGAUGCUAUGGUAGGAUGCUUUGCCUCGUGAUGCCGAGCUGACUGUUCUCACCAAGAUACCUUUACCUCACUCCUUAUCCUUGUCUUUUCGCUUUUCCAGG